UUUUUUUUCUAGGAAAAUGCGUGUUAAAUGUAUGCUAGAGGAUAUUGUUAAACAGAUUUUUCCAAGUGAAAGUAUUAGUUUAGUUGCUGUUGGGUCUACAGUUAAUGGAUGUGGAGCUUUCAAUUCUGAUAUGGACCUGUGUUUGUGUAUGCCUUGUAGAAUGGAUGGAUAUGAAACUCAGCGAAAUUAUGCAAUUAAUCGUCUUAAAAAAGUUAUGAGAAAAUUAUUGACUAAAAGAACUUUAAUUCAUGAUAUUUUAUUUGUUCCUGCAAAAGUUCCAAUUUUAAAAAUUAAAUUUAAACAUCCUUAUCAAAAAUUGGAGGUUGAUAUGAAUAUUAAUAAUGUUCCUGGAAUUUAUAAUUCUUAUUUAAUUCAUUAUUAUUCAAGAAUUGACGAUAGAUUUCCAGCUUUGUGCCUUAUAGUGAAACAUUGGGCAAAGAAAAAGGGAAUAUUGGAUGCUUGUUCUGGUUAUUUUAAUAGUUAUUCAUUAAUUCUUAUGGUCCUUCACUUUCUUCAAUGUGGAAUUAAUGUCCCAAUUCUUCCAAAUCUUCAAUUUUUAUUUCCUCAGUAUUUUCACUUUUUCCGGGCGUUGGAUGAAAUGCAACUUUUUGUGGAUUUGCCUAAACCUCUUCCAGAAAUACCUAAAAAUACUUUGUCUAUUGGAGAAUUAUUAAUUGCCUUUUUUAAUUAUUAUAAUAAUUUUAAUUUUGAUGAAUAUGCAAUUUCUGUUUCUAGAGGAUGUAUUUAUCCAAGGAGUGAACUUGCUCGAAAUACUCGUCGUUUCAAAAUUUUUAUUGAAGAACCUUUUGACUUUAAAAAUACUGCUAGAUGUGUUACAAGUGAAGAUAAUUUUUUGACUAUAUUGGAUACAUUUAGAGAAGCUGUGGAAAUUUGUAGUUCUUUACCUCCUAAUCUUAAAAGAUUAAUUGCUAGUUGA
Meloidogyne enterolobii is the source of this 937-nucleotide messenger RNA. The record is from the annotation of a GenBank genome assembly. NCBI's taxonomy places the organism in Eukaryota, Metazoa, Nematoda, Chromadorea, Rhabditida, Meloidogynidae.